CCCCCCACCAGGAGGAGGAUGCGGGUCCGUGUUCGUGGUCCUGACUCCAGUCUGGGGCUCGGGUCUGAGGACUCCAGCUCUGCUCCGGGAUCCUGCGGGAUUUUUUGCGUGGAUCUUUUUUUUUUUUUUUUUUUUUUCUUUUCUUUUUUUUCUGUGCGUGUUUUCGGUGCAGAUGUAGCGGGUCGGACGGUCACAUCUGGGAUAAAAAAAAAGAAAACGGGAUUAUGAUUGGCCUCGGACGCGCGUGUCCACGGAGUUCCAGCUGAGGUUCUCGUCCACACUCGGACCGGAUUCUGCGCGUGAUGGAGACCAGUGAGCUCGCGGUGAUCAAACUUUUCGUCGUGGGGAUUCUGGUAAAUACAUGGAUGAUGAAAGGGUUAUCAGCUACCGAGAGUUUCAACGUGGAGCCCACCCCCCCACGGCCCAAGAAAGUCUGCAACGAGUCCCGUCUGCAGUGGGAGGUGGAGAUCUGUGGGGAGAACUUCAAGAAGGACAUGGUCCACAUAGACCCACAGUACUGGUGCAACCUCACACACUUCAUCAGUGAGUACCACCUGUUCACCCUCUGCACUGAGACCAAGUCCCUCUCGGUGGGCUGUUACUGGCCCAACCCUCUGGUAGAGGGCUACAUCAUCGGCAUACACAAGCACUUUUUCUUCAACUGCACCAUGAAGCUGGAAGGAUGGGUGGACCCGCCGGACGACACGCUAAUCAUCCUAAUCCUCAUCCCCGUUUUCCUCACCUUGGCCAUGAUCGCCUUGGUGGUCUGGUGCAGUAAGAGGAGCGACAUCCUGGCUUAGGGACAAGGAUGAGGACAAUAUCAAGUCUACGGAGGGUUUGGAACGUUGUCAGAUUUGGUCAAAUUAUCUCCAAAGCUACUAUGGAAAAGAGGAAAAAUGUUAAACUGUCCUGCUUUUAAGUCUAGUCCACAUGUGCAUUGGGUGUUUUCAUCCACAUGCUAAUGCUUCUGGUUCUUCUGGAAAAAUGAGUGUUAGCUUGUAGCCUUUACGCUAGGGGUGUCAAAGUCGUUUUAGUUCAAGUGAGUCAGACCAAUACAA
Molecule: messenger RNA, 1058 nt
Organism: Sphaeramia orbicularis (orbiculate cardinalfish)
Lineage: Eukaryota; Metazoa; Chordata; Actinopteri; Kurtiformes; Apogonidae
Product: receptor activity-modifying protein 3
Exons: 4
Coding region: 303-800 (165 amino acids)
Biological process (GO): cellular response to hormone stimulus; protein localization to plasma membrane; regulation of G protein-coupled receptor signaling pathway
Cellular component (GO): cell surface; signaling receptor complex; membrane
Molecular function (GO): coreceptor activity
Source: RefSeq, a predicted model, not a curated record